GCUACGGAGCACCGCGGUGGCUAAGAGAGACUGAUGCGCCACCCGGUGAUUCGUAAACACCUCCGGCCGCGAAGAGGUGCUCCGAGGAUUCGUACACCGAGACACUGAACCGGGGCUAGAUCCUCGUUCCUAUUCAGCUUUCGCCGACGAGACAGCCGAAAACAGACAGCCAAGAUGCCGCGGUGCUACAUGGUGAAGAAGGCCCUGUGCAACAAGUACAUAAGCAGCGUUGCCAGAGGAUUCGAGAGCUGGGGUCGCAGCAGGAGCACGCCAUCGCCGACCAUCAUGCAGAUCCCGGUCUCGCCCAUAGAAGGGAGCGUUGCACCCCCUGUUGCUCAAGAAUACCUGAGCACGCAGACUCAGGAUACGACAGCGACGGGAACAAAGACAGCCAAACGGAACGCGUCGAAGGAGAGGACAAACGAGCCGGGCGAUGUCGACGCGAGCCCAUCGUCAACGAGCAACGCGACGACGGAGCUUCCGGCGUCAGCGCGGAUGGAGGUGACAGCGGUGAUCGCCUGCACAACGGGAUCCUCCUCGACGAUCACGCCGCCCACGGAGUCGAUCAGCUCAACCGUAGAGGACGCAACAACGACCACGUCCACGUUACUCUUUACGACACCCAGGUCACCGUCCAGAACAGCCGUGGAGCAGCCAACGACGAUCUCGAUCCACCACCACUCGCCACCGGGGGAACCGUCGCCUCCGUCGAGCACCGCCACGCCGUACCACCUGGAGGACACCGCGAACCAUCCGACGCCUGACGCCAGAAUAGGAUCCGGCGGCAACGUGAUCACCAGUCACGUGUCCUCGAUGUUCAAGGACCGUUCCGCGGCGGAAACGGAAGCUGCACACGAUCUGCUGGAGCUCUCGAGGUCGUUGCCGCCGUUGCCACCGCCCAGCGUCGCCAUCGGACCCCAAAGCGUCAUAGAGAGCCCAGCGACCGACAUCCAAGAGAUGACGGUGUACCAACCGGACCAACCGAUCUACCAAGUGAACACCAUCGACCUCGCAAACUCCGCCGUCUACACCCAUCAUCAGCAGCAGCAGCCGCCCACCGCCAGCAUCAUCUACGAGCCGAGCACGACGAUAGUGCAACAAACGGGAAGCGUUUUCAUCCCUCUGUCGCCGAUCCAGGAGAUCCUACUGACCUACAGCACACCGUCCAUCCCGUGCACGCCGAUCGUCGCCCAGCAACCGCUUCAACCGCCGCCCCAUCAGCAGCAACAACAGCACCAGGCCAUCGAGGCGGCGCCGCCACUAACGCCGCCUACGUCCGAGUGCAGCAGCGACAUAGAGAACAACAAUCCCAACUCGCAGCCCAGCCAGAAGGACAAAGAGGUGCAGACUGUCACCGAGCAGUCGGAGGCCAAGCUGGCGAUAUACACGUACGACACUCUGCUGGUGGCCGAUGGCAGGUCGAAGAACAAAAAGGCCACGCCCAGCCAGAAGAUCCCGGAAGCUGAACCUGUCGAGGCGCCCGAGACGUCCAAGAUUGGACGUUACGUCUGCUGCGAGUGCGGCAAGCAAUACGCCACGUCGUCGAACCUGUCGCGGCACAAACAGACCCAUCGCAGCAUCGACUCUCAAUCGGCGAAGAAAUGCAUCCACUGUGGGAAGGCGUACGUCAGCAUGCCAGCGCUGGCUAUGCACGUGCUAACGCACAAGUUGACGCACAGUUGCGGUGUCUGCGGCAAGAUGUUCUCGCGACCUUGGCUGUUGCAAGGUCACCUGAGAAGUCACACCGGCGAGAAGCCGUACGGUUGCGCGCAUUGCGGCAAGGCGUUCGCCGAUCGGUCGAAUCUACGCGCGCACAUGCAGACCCACUCCUCCGACAAGAACUACGAGUGCCACAAGUGUCGCAAGUCGUUCGCCCUGAAGUCAUACCUGAACAAGCACCUCGAGUCCUCCUGCCAGAGGGAGAGCGACGAGUGCAGCAACGACGUCGAAACGCUGCUCUAAGGCUUCGUGUUCUGGAGGGACGCGCGUAGAUCGCGCGGUCGCUGAUCGUCAGCCAGCGACGCUCCAACCAAAAGACUAUAUCGUCAGAUUUCAUCGAGGUACUGCAACACGC
This is a messenger RNA of Colletes gigas, 2074 nucleotides long. Its product is annotated as cell wall protein DAN4-like. The record is from RefSeq and is a predicted model, not a curated record. Gene Ontology annotation, molecular function: RNA polymerase II cis-regulatory region sequence-specific DNA binding; DNA-binding transcription factor activity, RNA polymerase II-specific. Gene Ontology annotation, biological process: regulation of DNA-templated transcription. Bases 175 to 1962 code for a protein of 595 amino acids. NCBI's taxonomy places the organism in Eukaryota, Metazoa, Arthropoda, Insecta, Hymenoptera, Colletidae. The transcript is spliced from 4 exons.